AUGGUAUCUCCGGGCAGUGGUAGCAGAAAUGGAGAGGUUUCGUUGUCGACUAGCGACCCGGUAACAUUGCGUGAAGAAGGAGAGGCUAUCACGUUGGACAACUUCGAUGAGACCGACGCGUUGGCCGAUCCCAUCCUGGAUAGUCCCCGCUCCAUCGAGGCAUGUCGGAUGCUUGGAGUCGAGCCGGAAGAGCUCAUCCAGAGACCGCUCGAGUAUUUUAUCCGAUCCGCGAAAAACGGGAGGGCUGAGGAUCGAGAGUUCAUCGCUAAACGUGCGGCUCGAUACGAGAAGAAUCGUCAAGUGCAGCUUCGUAAUGUGCGAGCGCAGCGGCGCGAGCUUGUCGAAGCUCAGCUGGGAGGGGUUCAUAGCAGUAUGUCGCUGAGGACACGCAGCUUCUGUCGAUCGCCCGUGGGUGCUGCUCGACUUGGCUUUGCAGGGUCAAAUAGCUGCUCAAGUUCGCAACACGAAUUCACUGUGAUUGAGCAGGAGAAAAAGGAGCUCCGGCGGAUUCAGCAGCGCCAAGCGCUCGAGAUGCAGCAGAUGCUAAACUUUGAGCUCAAAAUGACCGAACUCCACCAGGAACGCGAGAAAAAGGAGCGCGAACAAAAGCGUCGAGAGGAACAGUUUGCAAAGGAGCAACGACGAAGGCAGCGAGAAGCUGAUGAGCAGCGGCGUCGGAAGGAGAUCGAAAGAGCGGAGCAGUGUCGACUAGAACUGGAGUUGGCACGAAAACAGGCUCAACAACAGCAAGUGGAGAAUCUGCGUCGCGAACAGCGCGCCAAGCAAGAAGAGGCUCGCAGACAACGUGAUGUUCAACUAAGUGAGAAAGAGCGACUGCGCCACCAGGAAGAAGCGCGGAUGCAAAACGAGCUUUACCAGCUUGCUCAGGAGCGCGAAGCAACUCGCAAGUUACAGGAAAUGCAGGAGCGGGAGGAAAAACUCCUGGAAGAACGUGAGCGCCAACGACAAGCUAAGUCACAGGAGAUGGCGGACAAGCAGGCACGGAAUACCGCACGCAUCGCGAAUGUAUUGCACGAAAAGGAUCUGCAACGCAAGGCUCAGCUUGAGGAGGCAGCUCGAAAGCAGCAGCACAGUGAAGAGCGUCGCCGUGCAUUUGAGGAGGAACGAAGAGCAAAAGAGGAGGAGCUGCGCCUCCAGGCUCAGCGGAAGAAGGAAGAGAUCGAGACUGUGCAGAGCCAACUGGCGUUAAUAGAGGAACAGCGACGAGAGCGGCUACGACUGCAAGAGCGGGAGGCGGAAGCGCGUCUAAUGCAGCGCGAGCGCGAGAAGCAGCAACAGCUCGAAGCCCAACAACGCGAGGAGAGACGCUUGGAACGAGAGCGACGCCGAGCGUAUGAGCGCAUGGAAGCCCAACUCCACCAGAAACGAUCCGCAAUCCUCCAGAAGACGGAGGAGAAGGCCAAGGUGGCGCAGAUGAUGCAGCGGCAAAAGCAUGCGUCUGUGCGUGCUCGACUGCAAGAGGCCAAGCUGCGUGAAGAAGAGAUCCAGACUGCACUGAUGCGCAAGAACAAGCAGAACGAGUAUCGCUCGAACCUGCUACUAUCUCGCAUCGAGAACGACAACCUGCGUACACAGCAACUGAAGGAGCAGCGCGCGAAUCUCAUCCGGCGUCGCCAGCAGAUCAAGCAGACUGCAAGCCGUCAGAAACAUGAAAUCCUCGAGACCUUCUACAAGAUGAAAGUCACGAAAAAGUUCGAGCUGCCCAAGCACAUUGUUGCGAGUAUCGAGCGGCCGCGGUCGGCGUCAGCGACAAUGCUGCAUUCCCAGUCGUUUACUACAGUAGAAGACUUAUCGACGGCGAAGUCCCGAGAUCGAGUACCGAGGACCAGCAGAAGACCCACGAGUGCUACGGCUAGGCGUCCACGCAGUGCUGCUUCAACCUCCAGUCGUCGACCUGUCACGAGCCGCGAUCACCGCAGUCCGAUAGACGACGGGCCUCCUCACAGCGCGGACGACAUCAAGCAGCCACCUCAAAAUGAAACAGACGAGGAGCGACGAGACGCAGCGAUCAACGAACUCCGCCGACAGCAGAACGAAGAGCUGCUCAAGGUUCUGGAGGAGGAGCACCACGCUGAAGAGCAGCGGGAGCAUCUUUUACGCCAAGCAAGCAGCGAUCGUCGCGAGCGUGUGCGUAUGGAGAAGCUCUUCGACAAAGAGCGGGCUCUCGCCAGCGAGCGCAUCAUGCAGCUCACCGACCGCCACGAGCGCGCCUUGGCCUCCAAGAUGGACGAGCUGUAA
Molecule: messenger RNA, 2259 nt
Organism: Phytophthora sojae
Lineage: Eukaryota; Oomycota; Peronosporomycetes; Peronosporales; Peronosporaceae
Exons: 2
Coding region: 1-2259 (752 amino acids)
Source: RefSeq, a predicted model, not a curated record